Marchantia polymorpha subsp. ruderalis is the source of this 3268-nucleotide messenger RNA. The record is from the annotation of a GenBank genome assembly. NCBI's taxonomy places the organism in Eukaryota, Viridiplantae, Streptophyta, Marchantiopsida, Marchantiales, Marchantiaceae.
AUUGCCCGAGGGCCAAUUUCGAUGGAAUUUCUGGAUGCUUGAUCGAGAGUUCGAUCAAGAAAGGCAGUCGCUUCAUCUCGUUCUGGGCCGGGAGGAAGGGAUGGUGAGAUUUUCGUUGAGUGAGGCGGUGCGCAAGGACAUCUCCUUCUCGGGGCUGCGGCUGAUUCCGAGGCCCGAGAGCGGGGAUGUGUUGGUUCCCGCAUACAAGGGAGAGGAGGCGCAGGGCGACGCACUGACAUUCCUCCGCCUCUGGGGCCUUUGGGCGAUCGGCAUGGGAUUGUCGCCCGAUCUGACCAAGCAGAUUCUGGAGAAGUACAUCCGAAUCACGUUCCACCUCCCGACGUUCGCGGACCAUGCGACUUGGGACGAUUUCAUCGACACCUACUUCGCCACGCACCGUCUCACCGGAGCGCAAGAAUUUAAGGACUGGUACAGGAACAUCGUGCAGAAGGCGGGACUGCUCAUCACCUGGUACUCAUACUCAGAGCUGGCGAUGGCGACCGACUUCUUCGCGGCUGCCAAUCGGCUCGGCCAGGGAGCCGAGGGAGUGGUCUUCAAGGCCCGACUGCGCGGGCCGCUCGGGGUGGUCAUGGACGCAGCCGUGAAACACUUCAAAGGAAUGCCGCAGGAGAGCCUCGCCAGGGUGCUGCGCGAGGUGGCAAUCCAUCGAGAAAUUGACCGAGCCCUCGUCCCGGACAUGGUGCAUCUCGUGGGCUACUGCACAUGCGCCAGAGCGCCGCUGCUCGUGUUCCAGUUCAUGGACAAUGGCAAUCUGCGGCACCAAUUGGAAGGAGUGUACGGGGAUUUCCUGCUCGAGCAUCCGAGGGCGAGGCUGUCAGUCGCCAUCGACCUGGCAAACGCCAUCGCGCAGCUGCACUACAAAGGCCGCUGGCCAAUCUUCCAUAGGGACGUGAGGUCGACCAAUGUGCUGCUGAAUUCCAACUGGCGGGCCAAGCUCACGGAUCUGGGCCUCGCGGUGACGAUCAAGAGCGAGGCGGACAAGCGGAUUGCGCCCGUCUCCUACUCGCAAGGCUACGAGGAUCCCGUUUACACGCACACGCGAGUGCUGCACGACAAGACGGACGUGUACAGCUUCGGGGUGGUGCUCAUGGAGCUGGUGACGAUGAUGAAGGUGUGGGAUCCGCAGCGCCGCCCCGAGCGAUCGCUGGCGGAGCUCGUUGUGAAUCGCACCCGGAGCGGCAACCCGUACACUCUGAUCCGGUACCCCGACAAGGGGGGCUGCCAUUCGAGCGAUGUGCUCGAGAAGAUGAUGCACGUCGCUGUUUCGUGCUGCCAUAAGGACCUGGAGCAGCGACCGACCAUCGAUCAGGUGGCCACCGAUCUGCAGGACUUUCGCAGCCAUGGCUCUCGCCGCAAAUGGGUCGUCGAUCAGAGCGAGAGCGCCCCGGCCCCGGACUCGGGCUGCAUCGGCUGGAAGUGGGAAUUGGACCCCGACCCCAAACCCUUCUGAGCUCGGAAUCUGCCAUAGAUCUCGAGCUCCUCCUCACCUCGUGAGAAAGCUCUGCGAGCCUCGCGAGUCGAACUGGGCACCAUGUUUCGUGUGCGAGCUGAGGUCCAAGGUCCAAGGGUCAGACACGAAUCCAUUCACCCAUUCGUAUCUGAGCGACCACGUGUGAAAGAGACGAGCUCUUCAGCGCUCUUCGGACCUGGUGGUGCAUUCUCAUGAAUCAAGAGCCGAACCGUCUGAGCGUUCGGGUCCAUCCUUCAGACGAUGGUGAUCUGAUCCAGGCCGUGUGGAGGAAUUCGGCUACCGAUCCGACUCGUCUGUGAAAUUCCAGGAGCAAUUCGCUGAGAUUUUGCGAAUGUGAUUAGCUCGAGCUCCCGAAGGCGCUGAAGCAGAUGAUAUAUAGGCUCCGGUGCUGAGGGGGAUCGGAUGGGAUGUCGGAGCUCUGGAGGUCACCGAGGCAUUACGAUAUAGAGGAGUCGGUGAAGGUGAAGCUGGGAGUGGUUCUGAGCGACCCGCCAGCGGAUGAUGCGAGGGUGUACCUUCUGCUGCCGAUCCUGUUCGAGCACGAGGAGAGGGAGAUCUUCGAUGGCUGGAUCAAGUGCUUCGGUCGCUGGGCCAUGCAGGAGGGCCUUUCGGACGAUCUGGCUCUCGUCUUCGCGCUCGAGUACAUGAAGUGCACCGCCUUCUCGUGGUCUCGCCAGUUCUGCGAAGGGCACACUUGGGAGGACUUCGUCCGCCGCUACUACCAGCGAGUGAAUCCCGAUGACUCCAAGGUCGCUCAAGGUUUGUUUGCUCUGUUGCCAUCAUCGCCGCAAGCUCGCUCUCGAAUUCCGGAGCCAUUCAUGUCCAGAGUCUGAACCCGAUUGUGUUUUCAGACGUGAAGCGCUACAUGAAGUGGUACCGCAAGGAGUAUCGCAAGACCAAGAGGAGACUCGAUGCCACACGCUUCUCUGCAAGGGAGUUGGCCAAAGCGACCAACCAUCACAGUGAGGAGAAUCUGAUCGGACGCAGUGUGUACCUCGGGCGAUUACCCAACUCCCGCCUCGUGGCCGUCAAGAAAUUGUCGGGGUCCCUGAGCUGGGAGGCCCUGAGGCAAGUCCAGCGCGAGCUCGAAGUUGUUUCGCAGAGCAGACAUCCGAAUUUGGUGCGGUUGAUCGGCUGCUCCCUGGUUUUGAACGAAGCGAGUCUGGUGUAUGAGCACAUUCCCAACGGGAAUCUGAGACAGCACCUGGAUGGAUCCCUCGGGGUAAAACCGGACUGGGAGACUCGUUUAAGAAUAGCUUUAGAAACAGCCCAAGCACUCACACACCUCCACUACUACUCGUUCCCUCCAGUCAUGCACGGGGAUGUGAAAAGCAGUAACAUCCUCUUGGCCAAUCCUCCCAUUGUUAAGGUUGCAAAUUUCGGCUUCUCCAGGACUACGAUUGAUCUGGCUAGAGCUGCGGGAUAUAUAGAUCCCCACUAUCUGCAGACGUACCAGUUGUCCGCCAAGAGUGACGUUUACAGCUUCGGCAUUGUGUUACUGGAGAUCGUGUCCGGUGCCCAAGUGGUGGAUUUCAGCAGGCAUAAGAGCAGAAUCACCAUAGCUGCUUUGGCGACUAACAGUCUGAAGAACGGCCGUUUCAGCGAGUUGGUAGAUCCGUACUUGGUUUUAACUGGUAGUGCACAAGACCUUAAGCAGUGCAAAAAAAUGGGCAGACUAGGCCUGAAUUGCGUGAGCAUGGACCCUCAUGCCAGACCUACGAUGAAAGAGGUUCUCAACUAUCUGAAAGAUAUCUUCUUCGCCCGCCCCUCACAAAU